This is a messenger RNA of Scleropages formosus (Asian bonytongue), 3026 nucleotides long. It is a transcript of the gene slc39a10, whose product is annotated as solute carrier family 39 member 10. NCBI's taxonomy places the organism in Eukaryota, Metazoa, Chordata, Actinopteri, Osteoglossiformes, Osteoglossidae. The coding region runs from base 57 to 2561 and encodes 834 amino acids. Gene Ontology annotation, biological process: intracellular monoatomic cation homeostasis; zinc ion import across plasma membrane. The transcript is spliced from 10 exons. The record is from RefSeq and is a predicted model, not a curated record. Gene Ontology annotation, cellular component: plasma membrane. Gene Ontology annotation, molecular function: monoatomic cation:bicarbonate symporter activity; zinc ion transmembrane transporter activity.
GUCAGGCUGCUGUAAUCAUCCAGUUUAUUAUACGGGAAACGAAGUACUUUUUAAAAAUGCCUGAGAGCAAGAAAGCCAUGAGGGUCUGCCUGCAUUCCAGUAUCUGCCUUCUGUGUGUAGUUACACUUUUGUUCCACCCAUACUGUCCCAUUCAUGCUCAUAAGAAUCAUGCCCACAGUGAUCACUCUCACAGUCACACCCCUGACGGCCUACAAACAUCCCAGGUGGGAGGAUCCAGUGAUCCACCCACUUCAAACUUUGGCCUGGAUGAGGCCUUAAGUGAGCAGCGCUUUUAUAUUCAGCAGCUGUUCCGCCGCUACGGCCAGCAGGACCGGCUAGACUUUGGUGGUUUCCAAAACUUAUUGCUCAGUCUUGGCCUUGGGCAGGUCCGCUUGCUGGACCUGGAACAUGAGGACCUGGGCCAUGAUCACGUGGCUCACCUCGACAUACUACAGGUUCAGGACGGUCACCACACCCACAGACCAUCCCACUCAUACGGCCAUCAGCAAUCUCACUCUCAUUCAGAAGAAGAGGACAACUGGACCAGCAUUCAGCCACCUCCAUGCAGGCCAAAUGCAAUAGAGGCUACUGAAGGCCCCAAGGUAGUAUUGGAAGAUCCCAGUCAUGAAGAUGACCAUAUCCAAGACCUUGGUCACAAACUCACCCAUGGCCUCAAACAUGACAAUAGCCAUGACCAUAGCCAUGACCAUAACCACAGACACAAAAAUAACAGAAGCAUUAGCGACAGCACUAGAAAGCAGUCAAAACCACAGCAGAAUGAACGCCACAGGCAUCCUCAGCAUCACAAGGUGCAAAAUGGUAGAGAGAGUAACAUAUUUCAGCCACUAAAACCACAAAAUUCCUCAGGCCAGCAGAAACCAGAGCAGCAUCCAUCCCCAGUGCCUCAGUCUCCAGACACCAGGAACAAGAAGCCCAGAAAGUCCUCCAAGCGUAAAGGAGUCCACAGUAAAACUAAGGAUAGUACCUUUGGCACAGCUGUCCCUCUACCAAAUACAGAAAUUCAUGGGAGUAAGGAUGCAACUACUAAGGCUGAAGAUCAUCAGGAGUCUUUGUUCCACCAGAAGGAUUUAAAUGACGAUGAUCAUGAACAUAGUGAUCAUGGUCAUGACCACGAAUAUGAACAUGACAACCAGCACAAGGAGGGCCGAAUUAAGAAGAGGGCAGCCCCUGAUGAGCCGGUAAACCCUGGGUGGAUGUCCUUGGAUGGUCAUCCUGAGGGUGUGGUCCACCAGCAUGAGGAGUGCCUGAACCUGACACAGCUCCUUCACUACUAUGGGCUUAGUCCAGACACCCUCAUCUCGCCAACACAGUUUACAUACUUGUGUCCAGCUUUAUUGUACCAAAUUGACAGCCGUGUUUGUAUCAGACACUACCAUAAUGUGGACAUCCAACACUCUGCCCUAGAACCGUCGCACUCAGUGUGGACGUGGGUGUGGGGCUUUGUGUCUAUCACCGUCAUCAGCCUACUGUCACUUCUGGGCGUGGUCCUCGUACCAAUCAUCAACCAGUCCUGCUUCAAAUUCCUGCUCACUUUCCUGGUGGCAUUAGCUGUGGGGACUCUGAGUGGCGACGCACUGCUGCACUUGCUGCCACAUUCUCAGGGGGAGCAUGACCACAGCCACCCUAGCGAAACAAACGAGAAGGUCGAUCUCGUCACUGCAUUUGAUGGGGUUUGGAAAGGGCUUACUGCCCUAGCUGGGAUCUAUCUUCUGUUCAUCAUUGAACACUGCAUCGGUAUGUUCAAACACUACAGAGAGCAGGGGGGACGAAGGUCCAGCAAUCAAACUAAAGUGGACAAGGAAAAUAUUGAUGGAAAGAUACCAGACCACCAACCGAACCGUCGAUCAGAUGCAGAGUGGAUGAGCUUGAAGUCCCCGACUGUUGCAGGGCCAGACAGUUCUGCAUCAUCGUGUGAUAGCAAGCAUGACACCGAGCUGACACAGUGUGAGCCAGAGUCCACCAGUCACCAGGCCAAAAUUAAGAAGCAUGGCCAUUCCCACGGUCACUCCCAUUGCCACUCAGACCAAGAGAUGAAAGAUGCUGGGAUUGCCAGCAUUGCCUGGAUGGUCAUCAUGGGUGAUGGAAUGCACAACUUCAGCGAUGGACUGGCCAUAGGGGCUGCUUUCAGUGCCAAUGUGACCGGGGGCAUUAGCACCUCUGUGGCUGUGUUCUGCCAUGAGUUACCCCAUGAGCUGGGGGAUUUUGCCGUGCUGCUGAAAGCGGGCAUGUCGGUGAAGCAAGCCAUCGCGUACAACCUGCUGUCAGCUCUGAUGGCCUACGUGGGCAUGCUGAUUGGCACGGCAGUGGGCCAGUACACCUACAAUGUUACCAGUUGGAUCUUUGCCGCCACGGCUGGGAUGUUCCUCUACGUUGCUUUAGUGGACAUGCUGCCAGAGAUGCUUCACGGUGACAGCGAGGACCACAAGCGUUGCCAGCUUGGCCACUUCCUGCUCCAGAACCUGGGUGUAUUAAGUGGCUUUGCCAUCAUGCUGCUCAUUGCCAUCUUUGAGGAGCACAUCGUGUUAGACUUAGGCUUCUAAGGAUGAGCCUGGUAAUGUUCCUGCCAUGCUGUACUAUGUAGCAGGAUGCACCUUUCCUUUUCCAUUCCAGUUUGGGCAUUUGUUCCCUAUGCUGUAGAACUGUGGGUGGUCCUCCACCUGAUCUCACGGCCACCCAUGUAGCCUUUCAGCCUGAGCACUUUUGCAUUUUCACACCAAUCCCCUGCCCAUGUUCUUAGAUACAUGAUCUGCAGAAUCUGAGUCCAUUCUCACGCUGUUGUGUCUGCUUACAAAACAGUGUAACCCCAUGAAUGUACUUCACAAAUUCAGCAGUGUCCGCAAGACACGGUGAGCUCUAAGCCCCCUUCCUCUUUCAGGACCAAGCAAUUUUUAGGUUACAAAUCUAUGCAUCUUUUUAAAAGUGUUUUUGCAUGUUAGUGUUGUAAAUAUGUGUCUUCCUGUGCAAUGUUACGCAAACCAUUCUGUCGAAGAACAAGGAAAAACUUU